Molecule: messenger RNA, 900 nt
Organism: Heterostelium album PN500
Lineage: Eukaryota; Evosea; Eumycetozoa; Acytosteliales; Acytosteliaceae
Exons: 4
Coding region: 1-900 (299 amino acids)
Source: RefSeq, a predicted model, not a curated record
AUGUCGGUCGUAGGUGAAAAGAUCAUUUAUAACACUAAAACCUAUUGUCCAAAAUGUACACUCGUUGAUAGAAAAGGUUUGGUGUUGACCGAUGCUCAGGUUGUGUCAAAGUCUGACAAUAAAGUAUACCUGAAAUCAAUAUGUUCAAGACAUCCUUCACACUACACAUUGUAUUGUUCAUCAUUAGAUUUCUUUAAUAGAAUAUCAAGUUAUUCAUUUGAAUUGAACGAUAAGAAACAAAGUCAAGAUAUAGAGGAUCUUUACCAAAAAUAUAGCAAUGGAACUAACAAUAGCAAUAAUAAUGGUAGCAAUGCGACUGUACAGCAAUCAUUGAUUAUAGAGUUGAAUAUAUUUCAAAACAAUAUAUUCUUGAAUGACGACCAAAUAUUAAAUAAUAUUAAACAGUUUCAAUCUAUGUACCAAAAGAAUAGGAAGUUUGCUCUCAAAGUUAUGGCUAAAGGAAGUAACGACGUACAGACAAUCAAUGACAAAGUUAUUUAUAUUGCAUCUUUAUUGGUUGGAUAUCCUAUUUUGGUGGAGGUGACAGUGGAACGUUUGAAUCUGUUGGGUAACUUGGCAAAUAGCUGCUUCCUGCUGGGCAAAGUUUAUCCAGCUUUGAAAUACUUUUUGAAGCAAGGUGAUGAAGAGUUAGUACACUGGUAUACAGGCAGUGAUCACGAUUGCACUGGAACGAAAGUUUGCCAAUCUCACCCAGAUUCUGCAGUUGCUGAGAUCCAAGAACGAAUUGAUCAGAAUCAUCAUAUUGUCAUUGGAGCGGCCACCCAAAGAGAUUGUUUCAUCACUGCAAAAGAAGAUGGUCAUACAGAGCAAUCAGUCGACGUCGACCACUUCAGCCACUACAGCAUCGUCUCUAACUCUGGAAGAUGCAGAAUCGCCUGA